This is a messenger RNA of Daldinia childiae, 1536 nucleotides long. RefSeq names its product Folylpolyglutamate synthase. The coding region runs from base 1 to 1536 and encodes 511 amino acids. Gene Ontology annotation, molecular function: tetrahydrofolylpolyglutamate synthase activity; ATP binding. Gene Ontology annotation, cellular component: cytoplasm; mitochondrion; cytosol. The record is from RefSeq and is a predicted model, not a curated record. The transcript has a single exon. Gene Ontology annotation, biological process: tetrahydrofolylpolyglutamate biosynthetic process. Lineage: Eukaryota; Fungi; Ascomycota; Sordariomycetes; Xylariales; Hypoxylaceae.
AUGGCGCGGACAUACGAGGCGGCGCUCGCGCACCUUGACUCCAUCCAGUCAAACCGCGCCGUCACAUCCCUGUUCACCCCUCCCGUCUCCGCAUCAUCUCCCGCCCCCUCCGCCAAGGACCUCAAUGCCCUUGCCAUCCCCGAGAUGCUUUCCUGGCUAGGCCGGGCGGGGCUAACACAGGACGAUCUCGCCCGGCUCCGCUGCGUCCACGUCGCCGGGACUAAAGGAAAAGGCUCUGUGUGCGCGUACCUAACCUCCAUCCUGACGCGGGAGCCUCUCGCUGGUAGGGUUGGCACGUACACGUCGCCGCACCUGGUCUCUGUGCGUGAGCGCAUCCAGCUUGAUGGGCGGCCGAUUAGUCGGGAGUUGUUUGCGAGGUAUUUCUUCGAGGUGUGGGAUGCGCUUACUAAUACCGCGCGGGAUGAGGCAGUGCACUCGGGGAAGGAUAUCUCGAUUGCAGAGCUCGAGGGUCCGGCUACAAAGCCUUUCUAUUUCCGGUUCUUAACAAUUCUAGCCUUUCAUGCGUUCUUGCGGGAGGGAGUUAAGAGCGCAGUAGUGGAGUGCGGCAUUGGUGGCGAGUACGACUCUACGAACGUGUUGCCGGCUGAGGCCGUGACCGCUUCGGUGAUUUCGCAGCUGGGCAUCGAUCACGUGGGUAUGCUCGGUGGCACACUACCGGAGAUUGCGUGGAACAAAGCGGGCGUGAUGAAGCCAGGACGGAAAUGCUUCACUCGGAAACUGCUGUCCGGAGAGGGCGAAGAGACUAUGCGUGUGUUACGCGAACGAGCUACGGAGAAGAGCGCCACGUUAGUGGGUGUAGAAGACCAAGAAGUUGAGAAAUGGGGAGGUAUCCGAGGAGCUGAAGCAAGUAGCCUUGAAGGCGAGUUCCAGAAGUACAACCAGGCGUUAGCAGCGAAGGCUGCAGCCGAGCAUCUAAGGGUUCUGGAUGGAAACCCAGAUACCUCACCAGAGGAGAAGUUGACAGCUCUAACUGAACGCUUCUCCGAUGGUUUACGGUUAGCAAGACUCCAAGGACGUUCUGAAACAAGAGAAUACGGUGACUUCACAUGGCUUAUCGACGGAGCACACACCGCUGAAAGCCUGGAGGAAGUAGCCAAGUGGUUUUCGGGGAAACGCAAAGCUUUAGCUGGUGACGCGAAAGUGGUCUUGCUAUUCAACCAGCAAGAACGCGAUGUAGCAAGUCUUCUAAACAGUCUGCACAGGGGAAUUGAAAAAGAGUCAGGGGUUCCCGAGGGCACUAUCUUCGACUACGCCAUAUUCACUCGGAACGAUCUACAACGUAGAACAGCCGAGGAGUCCGAGCGGGACUUAGCUGUCCAGCAAGCUGCCGCAGAUGCCAUGGAGAAGCUGUCUCCACGGACGGAGACUGCUGUCGUAGAAAGCGUUGAUGAAGCAGUCGGGAAGAUAAAAGCUACAGAACUUUGUGACGGCCUCAAAGUCGUUGUUCUGGCUACCGGGAGCUUCCAUCUUGUGGGCGCCUUGCUUAGGACAUUAGAACCAGAUUUAGAGUUAUGA